AUGUCUUCAAAAUUAUUUAAAUACAAAAAACAAGGAGAAAAUUAUAUACUUUCAGUUAAGGACUCUUAAGAACUUGUAUAACAAUUGAGAAAUGAACACACCCAUCUUUCUAAGUAAAUUGCCGAAUUUGAAAGAAAAAAAUAAUUAAUUGAAGACAAAUUACGAGAAUUAUCAAUUAAGUUCAAUACAUUUUACUAAUAUAGUGAUUAACCAGACAUACCCCAUAUGGUUUUUAAAAUGCCCAAUGAACCUAUCCAAGAAGAGUCAAUUACAAACUAAGAAAUAUUUUAUCAAUUAAAUGACUACUAAGAAUACAUACCAGAAAAACAAGAAAAUUAAAUCAAAGUUAAAAAAGAACUAUUUGAAUAUUUUAGUUAUAAAUCAGAUAUAUUAUAGAAUUUUGAUGAUUUAAAUGAUAUAACAAAUCUUAAGAAAUUAUCUGAAUAAUUUGGAAUUAAAACAAACAAUACAAAUAAAUUAAAAACAUAAUUAAAAAUUAUUUUAUCAUAUUUGCAAAAUUAAUCAUUUCCAGCAUCAUGGAAUCAAAUUUAUAAUUAAGAAUUAUUUGAAAAAUUAGAAAUUUGA
This is a messenger RNA of Paramecium primaurelia, 585 nucleotides long. The record is from the annotation of a GenBank genome assembly. NCBI's taxonomy places the organism in Eukaryota, Ciliophora, Oligohymenophorea, Peniculida, Parameciidae.